Messenger RNA from Effrenium voratum, 528 nucleotides. NCBI's taxonomy places the organism in Eukaryota, Dinophyceae, Suessiales, Symbiodiniaceae. The record is from the annotation of a GenBank genome assembly.
AUGGGAGAUGCUUUUGGGCUGCCCUGUGAGGAGGAGGAGAAGGGCCACGGCCAGUUUGUGCAGCGCCUGCCGUCGCGGAGGGUGGCCCCCGGCCUGCCGCUGGACCUGCCGCUGGAGGGCGCCCCUCCCGCAGAGGUCAAGCACAUCUCUCCCAGGCGAUGGGGCGGCGAGGUGCAACCAGCGCUGCAGAAGAGCGAUCGUCUUGAAGGCCAAGACUUCCUGCUGCCCGCCGAGAAGGGCAUGCUGGAGGAUGUCAUUGCCACGUUGCGGGCAGAGAGGCAUCCCGAGCCCCUGGGCGACGCCGACGGGCCGGCGGAAGACACGGAGAGCGUGCCCAAGGCCAUGGGCCCGCACCUGGGCCGCCACCAUCCGGGCGCGGGCCAGGCGCUGCAGGUGGCCGAGGGUGACGAGGGAGGAUCUCUUGCCGGAGCCUCUGAGGGCCAGCCACAGGUCGAGCCGCAGCACCUGGAAGAUGAUGCCCCACAAGUGGGCAAGAUGAGGCCAGAGCAGCCGGGGAUUGCUGAAUGA